GGCAAAAGAGCCCAAGGGGAACGGACGAAGGGGAAGGAAGGGGGGUGACUGACCUUGACCGUCAAACCACCUCCAAUUAAUAUAAAGUCUCUCUCUCUCCAUCGAGAUCCCCCUGUUGCCGAAUUCCCCAAAAAGCAGCAAAAGAACUUCAGAAAUCCCUUCUUGGCAAUACGCUGUCGAUUCCCCACCCUCUCUUCCUUCCUCAUCAGAUCCCCUCUUCCCCCUCCCCAAUUCCUUGAUUGGCGUGCAAUCCAGGGUCAUCGUCUUCGUCGCCCUUCCUUCUUCGUCGGGGAAUCGACGACCUUCCCACCCUUUUGCUCUGCCGCCCGCCUCGCUUUGGUCCCCGCUAGGGUUAGGGUUUUUCUUUUCAUUUUUCGGUUUCUUCAAUUGCUCCCCAGCCAUGGAGUCCGAUGACGAUAUGCACGACGCCAACGACGUGGAGUCGUUGGACGACGAUUUCUACAGCGGGGAGGCCGACGAUUACUACAAUAGCGACAACGCCGACGUCGACGAUUACGAGUUCGUCGAGGACGCCGAUGCUGACUCCGACGUCUUCACCGCUCGUCACCAUCAGCAAAACUAUAUCAUUUUAAAGGAGGAAGAUAUACGACAACGUCAAGAGGAUGAUAUAAUAAGAGUUGCAGGCGUCCUAUCUAUACCUAGAGUUGCUGCUAUCAUCCUUCUGCGCCAUUACAAUUGGAGUGUAAGUAAAGUUCAUGAUGCAUGGUUUGCUGAUGAAGAUGGAGUGCGAAAAGAAGUGGGCUUAUUGGAGAGACCGGUUGUUGAGCAUCCUAAUUUAAGAGAACUACCCUGUGGAAUCUGUUUUGAGUCCCAUCCACGUGAUAAAAUUAUGUCAGCUGCUUGUGGUCAUCCUUUCUGCAGUACAUGCUGGGCAGGUUACAUAAGCACAUCGAUAAACGGUGGUCCCGGAUGUUUAACAUUGAAAUGUCCUGAUCCAUCUUGUGGUGUUGCCAUCGAUCAAGACAUGAUAAAUCAAUUUGCGCCUAAAGAAGAUAAGAAAAAGUAUUCUCAAUAUCUUCUUCGCUCGUACAUUGAAGACAAUAGAAAGACCAAGUGGUGUCCUGCCCCUGGUUGUGAAUACGCUGUAGAAUAUGCUGCUGGCAGUGAAGGUUACGAUGUUUCCUGCCAAUGCUCUUUCAACUUUUGCUGGAAUUGUACAGAGGAAGCUCACCGUCCAGUAGAUUGUAACACUGUGGCACAGUGGAUCAUGAAAAACAGUGCUGAAUCUGAAAACAUGAACUGGAUUCUAGCCAAUUCAAAGCCUUGUCCAAAGUGUAAGCGGCCAAUAGAGAAAAACCAAGGGUGUAUGCACAUGACUUGUACACCUCCUUGUAAAUUUGAGUUCUGCUGGCUCUGUCUGGGUGCAUGGUCUGAUCAUGGUGAGAGAACUGGUGGUUUCUAUGCCUGCAAUCGUUAUGAGGCCGCUAAGCAAGAGGGAGCGUAUGACGAGGCUGAGAGAAGAAGAGAAAUGGCGAAAAAUUCAUUGGAGCGAUAUACUCAUUAUUAUGAACGAUGGGCGAGCAAUCAAUCCUCAAGGCAGAAAGCUCUUCAUGAUUUACAUCAAUUGCAAACUGUGCAGCUCGAUAAGCUUAGUGACCUACAAUGCCAGCCGGAGUCACAGUUGAAGUUCAUCAUAGAGGCCUGGCAACAGAUAGUUGAGUGUAGGCGAGUGCUCAAGUGGACAUAUGCAUAUGGUUAUUAUCUACCAGAACUUCACCAUGCUAAGAAACAAUUUUUUGAGUAUUUGCAAGGUGAGGCAGAGUCCGGAUUGGAAAGGCUUCAUCAGUGUGCAGAGAAGGAACUUCAACCGUUCCUUAGUGAGGAGAUUCCUUCUAGUAACUUUAAUGACUUCCGCACCAAGUUAGCUGGACUUACCAGUGUGACCAGAAACUACUUUGAGAACCUCGUGAGAGCAUUGGAGAAUGGGCUAUCAGAUGUGGAUGCCCAUGGUGGUUGCAGCAGGGCAGCGAGCUCUAAGAAUGGAGGGAGCAGCAAGGCAAGUAAAGGUGGUGGAAGGGGAAAAGGAACUGCCAGCACUCGAGCUGGUUCCAGCCGAACCGAUGACGCGUCUCACUGGUCCUGCGAUCAUUGCACUUAUGCUAAUGUUAAAUCUGCAACCACUUGCCAGAUUUGCCAGCAUCGCCGAUGAGGGCAGUGACAGGAAAAUUUACAAAGGAGGAUGGUUUUCACCAGAAACACGACUUUCAUGGACAAGGAACCAGUUCAAGCGCAUGGGCAGUGUCCUAUAAAGGGAUUAUUGGUAUGAAUCGUUCAAGUUCCCAGUGACAAAUCAAUUAUUAGGAGGCUCAACUCGUUUGGUGUGCCGAACGAUUCAGGCACGAGCAGCAGCAGCUUUUGGCCUGUGUUUACUCUUGUUGUGUGUUGAUGGUGGCGGCCCAUAAUACCGGCCCAUGUAUAUAGGCUGCAGGGUUUCAUUGUCGGUACCGUACUACUUUGGCAAAGAAAAAGAAAUAGUGACUGUCACCAAUCAUUUAAUAUUUCAUCUAUUUGCUGCUGGAAGAGGCAAAUGUACUCCGUUUGUCUUAUAUUUCGCAUAUUACUUUGUCUAUUGGAGCUCAUCUGAUCCUUUUUUUGAAAGGAAUUACUUCAGAGUUCGUAUUCUGUUGGAUGCGUGGGGGUGCUCUCACUCAAGACGGUUCGAAAAACCAGAAGGAUGAUUCUGCUUGUGUAUGAUGUGCUUCAAACGGAGAAUUUUUCUGAAGUAGAGUUGCAGUUCUCAUAUGAACGUGUACAAUCAACGCACGCAUGGGUCUAGUCAUUCAUUACAUGAAAAAGCUAUGUACUUUUAAUGGGAACAUGACACAUUUGUGGACAACAGCAAUAGCUGCUUUGAAGCUUGGAUGGGUUUCUUAUGAGCUUUAUUUGAAUGUUGCAAAGCAUAUAGAGCUAUGUAUCUUAAUUUUAAUAGAUUCCUGAUAUCGAUGGAUGAGCUCAAGUUGUUUA
This is a messenger RNA of Eucalyptus grandis, 2985 nucleotides long. Its product is annotated as probable E3 ubiquitin-protein ligase ARI8. Gene Ontology annotation, biological process: positive regulation of proteasomal ubiquitin-dependent protein catabolic process; protein polyubiquitination; ubiquitin-dependent protein catabolic process. The transcript has 15 exons. Gene Ontology annotation, molecular function: ubiquitin protein ligase activity; ubiquitin conjugating enzyme binding; zinc ion binding. The coding region runs from base 401 to 2170 and encodes 589 amino acids. Lineage: Eukaryota; Viridiplantae; Streptophyta; Magnoliopsida; Myrtales; Myrtaceae. Gene Ontology annotation, cellular component: cytoplasm; ubiquitin ligase complex. The record is from RefSeq and is a predicted model, not a curated record.